Spodoptera littoralis (African cotton leafworm) is the source of this 582-nucleotide messenger RNA. The record is from the annotation of a GenBank genome assembly. NCBI's taxonomy places the organism in Eukaryota, Metazoa, Arthropoda, Insecta, Lepidoptera, Noctuidae.
AUGUUUUGUAGAAAAAUAAUGAACAUUCUUAAACUUCAGCAAUCUUUGAAACCUAUAGCCAUGCGUACACUCAGCAUGCCAGUGGUUCAAAGUCAACAGAGAAGAUUUAAGAGUGAUUUAUAUGAACCUGAUUAUUUAAUAAGCAUGGAGCCUGAUGAACCAGUAUAUGAUUGCCUCAACCUGCAGUUGAAGGGUUAUGACUUUGCCCUAUUGGAAGCCUAUCAAAGUCAACUCCAUAAAUAUGCUGAGGUUAUGGGGAUUCAAGUUGAUGAAUGCUGGGCAACACCUGCACAGAAAAUUAAAGUACAAAGAUUUAAACCGGGUGGCACAGCUGUUGAUGCAGAGUAUAAUCUUAAUAUCUACGAGAGGAAUGUACAGGUCACUGAUGUACCGGCCUGGGCUCUGGGCACAUUGCUGCGUGUAGCUCGUGCUUUAUUACCUGAAGGCUGCACACUGCGCGUGCACGAGCACGAGAUUGCGCACGAAGAGAUACGAUAUGUGCCUGACAAUCAACUCAUUGAACUUAAACAGCAACUUCAGGACAUGGGUGGCAGCCGCGCCGAUAGGAAGAAGAGAAAAUAA